AUCGCAAGUGAGUGUUGUACUUUUUUCGGAGUUUGAUGCUUUUUCAUUGUUAUUAUUUUAAAUCGUAAAAGAAAUGUAUUCUAAAUCAAUUAUUAAAGUGUUUCCGUGAGUUUGGUUUUUUACAAGUCCAUCGCAAGGACUUGCGAUGGACGUACCAGACGAAGGAGUGUUGGAUGUGGACUCAUUAGCCGACGAUGGGUCCGAUGAAGAAUGUGAAGCUCAGCCCUCUUCAGAUUUUUAUGCAGGACCAGCGUCAACGCCUACAUCAUGUGCAUCAUCUCCAAGAGGAGAAGAGCCAGCGUCCCCUCAUGCUGCAGUUUCUCAAACUGCAUUUUUUCAUCAAACAUACACACGCCCAUUCUUUACAUCACGUCGGGGACCAGGUAGACCCCGGAAGGAGGGAGUCAAAUUGGCGAAAGAGGGCAAAAUUGUUAGGAGAUAUAGAGGUAAUGCUGGUACAUUAAGAGGUGCUAAACGACACCGCACUAGUAGAGAUGAUGCACUUGAUGAUAUGAUUGAAGAUGAUGAUUUUACUAUGCCAGCCCCAGAAGAGCCACCUUACACGCCAGAAAAAUGGCCUGGCAAAGUAUGUGCCUUGUGUAACUUGAGUGAGCGCAGUCAGCUAGGUCAAGGAGAGAUGAAGCAAGUAGCUUGUAGCACUGAGGAGGAUGGUAGCACUACACCAGCCGUAACUUCAGUACCAAGUACUCCUACACCAACAACACCAACUAAUUUGCCAGCUGGCUUGGCAUCACCUCCAUUAGAAAUUAUGGAUGCUACUCAACAACAAGCUCUGUUGCCUUUGAGUAGGAGACAAAAGUCAUUCAACAAAUGCAAGACACCAUUAUACAACAUGGAACAUACAGAUGAAUUGUCAAUAAUCGGCCAUAUAGAUGCACUUGAUUUGCCAUCACUGGUAUCUUCAGGAAUGCUUUACAUUCAUCGUUGUUGUCUUGAGUUCAGUCCACCUUUCCAAGAUGAAGUCGCAGCCUCUAGUUCAGAAGACAAUAAAGAUCAAUUGGAAGAAGCUAGAGUCAGAGGAAUUGUAUCAGCAGCGCUUUUGAGAAAGUGUGCAUUUUGCCAACGCCAUGGUGCUAGUAUACCCUGCAAGAUGAGCUGUAGUAAAUAUUACCAUUUGCCAUGUGUUCUGGCAUCUGGAGGCUUUAUGGACUUUCAAACAAAAUCAUCAUUCUGUAAAGACCAUUUAUAUCAAGCACCCCUUGUGUGCACUGCUGAUAUUGAUUGUAGGACUUGUCGCACAAUAGGUGAUAUGUCUAACCUCAUGACAUGUGUAAUUUGUGGAGGACAUUAUCAUGGCACCUGUGUGGGACUUGCCCAGUUGCCAGGAGUGCGCGCGGGCUGGUCGUGCCGCUCGUGCCGCGUGUGCCAGGUGUGUCGCGGCGAGGCGGUCGGCGGCGCGGAGUCGCGCGCCGUCACCUGCGAGCACUGCGACAAGCUGUACCACGCGAUGUGCUUGCGGCCCGUGAUGGCCACCGUGCCCAAGUACGGCUGGAAGUGUAAGUGUUGCCGUGUGUGCUCCGACUGCGGGUCACGGUCGCCAGGCGCCGGCCCAUCGUCCCGCUGGCACGCGCACUAUACGGUGUGCGACUCGUGCUACCAGCAACGGAAUAAGGGCUCGUGCUGUCCGCUGUGUCGGCGGGCGUACCGAGCCGCCGCCUAUCGCGAUAUGAUACGGUGUACAGCUUGUCGGAGAUUUGUUCACGGAAUGUGUGAUCCGGAUGCAGAUCCACAACAGUACAAACAGAAGAAGGAUCAAAAUCCAUCAUAUGAAUACACAUGCCCAUUAUGCAAAGCACAUAUGCAGAUGGCAUCUAAGUCAGGAUCAUUUGAAGAGGACAACAUGGCAUCUACAUCACAAGAUUCAUCAUUUGGAGACGAAAAUUCACAAGAACAAGACCCUCUUGCAAUAGAGCUUAAGUCGGAUGUAGGAUUGGGAAAAGGGAAACCAUUCUCAGUAUCAUCUAAGGUUGCAAAGAAGAAAAUUGGUGGUUUCAAAUUGAAGGGUGGGUUUCCACCGGCCGGUAAACUGGGCUUUCAGAAACGACAACGCUCAGUCCUUGAGUUUGGCAGAAAGAGGGGAUCGAAGCCGAAAAUGAGGGGUGUUUUCGGGGUACCAGGAUUGGGUCUCCAGAGACCACAGGCUCCAGAUAAUAAGACUCCUGAAGAUGAUCCAGGGGUUGAAAACAAGUUAGUUCUAUGUUCAAGUAAGGACAAGUUUGUACUGACUCAAGAUUUAUGUGUGAUGUGUGGUGCUAUUGGAACUGAUUCUGAAGGAUGCCUAAUUGCUUGCGCCCAGUGCGGACAGACAUAUCAUCCAUAUUGUGUUAAUAUAAAGGUGUCGCAAGUGAUAGUAUCGCUGGGCUGGCGCUGUCUGGACUGCACGGUGUGCGAGGGGUGCGGCUCGCGCGGCGACGAGGGGCUGCUGGUGCUGUGCGACGACUGCGACACCGCGUGGCACACGUACUGCGCGCGGCCGCAGCUCGCGGACGUGCCGCGCGGCGCGUGGCGCUGCGAGCGCUGCCGCCGCUGCCUCGUGUGCGGCACGCGGGACACGCAGCUGUGGUGCGACAACUAUACGGAAUGUGCGCCGUGUGCCUCACUGGUGAUGUGCUGUGUGUGCUCGGAGCCGUACUCAGACGGCGAGCUCAUCAUACAAUGCGUGCCGUGCGCUCGCUGGCUGCACGCCGCCUGCGAUAACAUCCGCUCUGAGGCUGACGCGGAGCUGUGCUGUCGUGCUGGAUACAAAUGUGGGCUGUGCCGCGGUCGCGACGUGCCCCCCCCGCACUUGGCGCGCGCCAUAGAGCCCGCAAGCUCCUCACAUAACUUGUCGAGCUCGGUGAAACCCGCGGGACGACUCACCGCAUUAGCCUUAGGUCUAGCUGGGGAGUACUAUGUGGACGACGUGUGUCUGUCCCAGCGAGGGGCGCACCAUAUGAAACAGCUGGAGGCGGAGUUGGGAGUUACGCACACGCGCCGCAAGAGGCGCUUCAAGCACGAGAAUACGGAGAAGGACGCCGAAAUAAUGGCAUCUAUUGAAACAGUGGUUCAGAACUCAGAAGCAGAUGGGGGUGAUGACAUCAAGCCCGACACCACUGCUGAAGUUAAGGAAGAACCAGGCUUGUCUGCAAACGCUAACCUCAAAGAGGGCAUACUAUGGAACGUGGCGAACGAUGGGCCGGUCCCCGAGGGAUUCACUAUCUACACCACCGACUCGGGGCUCACAGUACUGCGAAGGAAAAGACAGAGGAACCUCAACAAGCUCGGCAUUGGCGGGUUCGUUGUGCGACAGAGACAGACGACGAAGGCGCAGAACGACGACGAGAAAGAGGGGGACGGCACUCAACAUUCUGGGGAAUCGCCGAGUAACAAACGAAAACCCAGACGUAAACCACGUUCUAAGCUGAUGGAACAAUUUCCCUCGUACAUGCAGGAAGCAUUCUUUGGGAAGGAUCUAUUGGAGCCAACCAAACCUGCAGGUGAAGAAGGCGCGCGGUCACCAGAGUUGGGUGCGUUGGACAAUUCGGACUCGGACGGCGAGGACGUGCUCGCCGCGCUCUGCGCGUACGCGGACCGCGACGCCGCCGCUUGCAUCUCGCUCUCGCAGGAAGAAGUGGAAGUGCUCACCUCCCUCAAGCCUAAAGAAGAGAAGGAUGAAUUAACGAAUGCAAUGGGUCUCGAUGGCAACAUAAAAAUAAAGACUGAAGGUACUGAGGAUGGCCAAUUGAAGCAUACCGAAGACUCUACAGCACUCAAGAAUGCUAUACUUGGACCGCAUCAUGCAGAGAUCGAACAAACGCCAACAAGCACUGAUGGAGUUGCCCCAAUGCCGCCCAAAACUGAACCUAAUACUGAAAGCGCUGUAACAUCCCAACCAGCUAUAUCACCUAAGGAUGAAUUGUCCCUCCUUGGUGUGAAUCUAGAUGCAAUGGUGCGGGACACUCUACCUGACAUGGACAGCAAUGAUGUGGAUGAAAUAUUUAAGGGUGUUCUUACAGAUGACUCGCAGGAAUCUCAAGAAUCUUCGGUUUCUUAUGUAAACAAUAUGGCCGGAACGCCAUACUCGCAACAGAGGCAGCAAUUACAGAGCCCUAUGGAGUACACUUCGCCAUAUCAUCAUACAGAUUUCGGAAGCAGCGGUAGCAGUGCAUUGAGUCCUUUAUACUCAGAAAGCGGAUCCGGUACAAAUUGGCCUGAACAAAGUAACGCGCCGCCGCCAUCAUACAACCAACGUAGUGCUGAUAAAAUGCGAGCUGACGAGAGUCUAGGCUCCGCAGCGACCAUAUCAGCGGUGUUGUACGCAAACACCAAUCACCCGGAAUGGAAAACUGAAUUCCCAAAUUGGGUCGAUCGUUGCAAGCAAAUAUUGAAGAAAUGGCGCGCCCUGCCCGCGGAACAAAAGGCACCGUACCUGCAAAGGGCGAGGGACAACCGCAGCGCGAUACGGAUGAAGAAAGCCCAGCAGAGUUCGAGCGGGCCGAGCGUGGAGGGCGAGGCGAGCACCACGCCGCCCGCGCCCGCGGCCCCGCCCCCGCCCCCGCCCGCGCCCCCAGCCGCGCCCACCGCACCCGUCAGCGCCGUCAGCGUCCCCGCCGCGAACGUGCCCAACGUCAGCGGCGUCAGCAACGUCAGCACCGUCGGCGGCGUCGGCGGCGUCGGCGUCGGCGUCGCGAGCACGGAUCAAGAGCGGGCAUGUAACCAACAAAGGAGCGCUCGUGAAGCAGAACAAGAGCGGCAGUGGAAGCAGCUGCAACAAAUGAGGCAGCAACAGACCCAACAACAACAACAGAUCAUACACGAUCAGAGGAUACAAGCAGCCAUGCAGCGAUUGCGCACGGAUGGCAGCCCCCCGGCAGGUGCGGUGGGCCCGCUGCCCACCACAGUGCUGACAGCGGCCGCGCAGCCCGUGAACGCGCCCGAAGCGCCGCGAAGCGCUUUUCCCGCUCAACGGUUCCCGCUGCACUAUGCGAACGCGGACGAUAAUAUCAAUCGCCAGUUGCGGGAGUUGUUGCAGCGCCAUCCGGAGAAGAUGUGGCCGCCGCAGUCCCACGAAGAGGGUGAAGGCGUCGGAUUUCGGCUGCCACUGCCGGUGGGCGGACACGCGUUGCGUCCGCGCGCGCCCGCACUGCCGAUGCACCGAGCGGACCAACAGCCCCAACUGAUAAUGCAUCAACGUCUUAUGACACCAGAUGGUAAUCAAAACCAACAAAACAUUGCCAAUGUAGCGGCUCAGCAGAAUAUGGAGCAGAAACAAAAUAUCCAAUCUCAAUCCAACAGCUCAAGUGGAGACAACAAAGAGGAUGGUGGUCCAGAUCAAGGUAGUGAUGAAAUGGAUAUUGGCGAUAUGGAUAAAUUGGAACAGGACCCUGGCAAUAUUGGAGAGGUGGAUAUACUAACCGGUCUGGGUGCGGAAGACGACGAGAAGCUUCUAGAAUCUCUGACAGCUGAGAUUGGGGAACAGUUCAAUAUACUUGAGUAUGCGGAUCCGGAGUUGGCGGCGCUGCAUGCGGCUGAUCACCUCUUAGACUCGCUUGAUCUACCUGAUGACCAUCACAAUACAAAUACGAGGCGGAACGACGGCGACCAAAAAUCCGAUAACAAAAUGAGCAAUGAAUUGCAAAAUGCUGUAAAGAAAAUUGAAGCAAAAUCGGAGAUUAAAUCUGAGCUUGUUGAAGUUAAAUCUGAAGUGGUGGAAAUGAAGACGGAAGUAAACACUCAAAAUCCGGGGCAAUUGUUUCAAGAUGGCGUUCAAAGAGUUAUUACGCAUAACCAACAGAUUGCUUUGCAGGGGGGGUUGUGGGUGUGGGCGAGGGCUGACCUGCAGCAGCAGCGGGCGGCGCGGCAGCCAGUCGGGCCACGCCUCGCACAUCUCAUACGCCAUCUGACGCCACAACCAAUCACCGACAUGCAAACAACACGCAUUGCGUACAACGCAUACCUGCUGCGGGUAAGGCGGCGGCGGCGGCUGGUGGUGUGGCUGAUGUUGCUGGUGCUGUUGGUGUUGUUGGUGCUGCUGGUGCUGUUGAUGCUGCUGAUGUUGCUGGUGCUGCGGCGCGUGGUGAGCGGCGUGCUGCGCGGGGGGCGGAGCCGAAGCUGCUGUAGGGUGUAUAGCAGGGAGGGAGUAAGGCAGCGAGUAGCGCACGAACCGGAGUGCGGCAGCGCGGUGAGCAGCACGGAGCGGUCGUGGCGCACGACGCCGACGGCGCCGUCCGCGCCGAGCAGCUUGGUGCCGGGCGCGAUGGAGCGGCCCGCCGCCAGCGCCGCCUGCACCUGCGCCGUCAUCGCGCUCACUAUGCUCGCCGCGUUCGCGCUCGUCACGCUCGAGUUGCCCUGGAUAUUUCAUCCCCCGCCCGCCGUGCCGCUGUACGGCGGGGCGCCUCCGCCCGCGCCCCCGCCGCCGCCCGAGCGCGCUGCCAGCGAGGCGGACCUGCACGCGCGCCACGUCUACGAGCAAUGGCUCAAGAACUACAACGCGUAUGCCGCCGAUCAGCUGCGGUACUACGAGGCGGAAGUGCAAAAACUCCGCAAGAUACGCAAGUCCCUGAACAGCAAGCAGCGCCAGUUGAGGAAGUCAGGAAAUGAAUUGAUGCCGAAUGAUGCAGCUGAGCUUCAGCGAGUCUCCACAGAACAGCAAGCUUUACAAAAACACUUGGAAGCUGCCAGAAAACAGGCUAGGCAGCAUAGUAUGCUCAUGCAGGAAUACGAGACAAAACAACGUCAACAAAAUCCCCAGCUUGCACAACAAACAGUUAUUAAUCAACAACAAAUUACGACAAACCAAGGCGCCUUCAAUCAAAAUCAAAACAUCGGACAAUCUCCACAGUUACAGCAACAAGCCACAAUAAAUAGAUCUAUGCAAAUAGGGCUACAGGGCUCGUCUAUUCAGCAACAACAAACUCUUAUACGAACCCAACAAACACUUCUAACUUCUGAUGGCCAGCCUUUGCAGCAACAAAGGAUUGGCUUGGUGACGUCACCACUUAAUGCUCAAGGAAGAAUUCUUCAAGGCGGCCGUACCCUCGUCAUAGAACAAACGGGGGCGCCACAGCAGCAACUAGUUAGACAAUUACCCGGGGUGCAAGAGCGGGCCCAAUCUGUUGGAGGAAUUGUACAAUUCGGUCAACAGCAAUUGCGAAACAGCAUGCCACCAGGCAGUCAGACGCCGCGACCAGCUGGAUCAAGACCAGCAAUGUCGCCACUUCACGUACAAUCACCACACUCUCAGUCUCCGCUACAUUCGAUAGCCCCUCAGUCACCUUUGCACCAUCUAACUUCCCCGAUGCAAUCGCCGCUACAUUCGCAACAAUCCCCGCUGCAUCACACGUCCCAGUCGCCGUUACAUUCAUCUACUCAGUCUCCCCUCCACACGCAACAGUCGCCGAUGCAUUCACAACAAUCUCCGAUGCACGUACAGGCGACCAGUCACCCUCAGCAAAGUCCAAUGCAUCCACAACAGAGCCCGAUGCAUCCUCAACAGUCUCCGAUCCACCAACAAUCACCGAUGCAUACGCAAAAUCAAAUGACUGCGCAUUCACCGAUGCAUCCUCAACAGAGCCCGAUGCAUCCUCAACAGAGUCCGAUGCAUCCUCAACAGAGUCCAAUGCAUCCUCAACAAAGCCCGAUGCACCCACAGCAGAGUCCGAUGCAUCCACAACAAAGUCCGAUGCAUUCUCAGCAGUCGCCUAUGCAUAUACAACAAUCUCCUAUGCAUACACAACAAUCGCCGAUGCAAUCAUCAAUGUCGCCGCAACAUUUCUUACAACAGCUUCAAGCUCAAAGAACGAGUCCCCAAUUGCCUACACCCAGUCGCAGUCCCCAGAUUUAUCAACAAUCACAAAUACAAAGUCCGGUGACGUCGCAUUCACCUCAAUUACAAAAUAGCGAUUAUGGUGCGGGAAGGUUUCCUCGGCCGGCCCCAGGAUGUUCACCUCUUCCAACUAGAUUUGCUAGACCCCCGCAUCACCAACAAGGUAUGAGAGUUGGAGUGCCUUUUGGUUCACGACAGCAAACUUCACCACUAGGAAGUCCACAACCUUUGCCUUCACCAGGAAAUACUUCCAAUGAAAUUGCUCGGCAGCAGAUGCUCCAACGCCAGCAGUACAGCCCCAUGGGCGGCGCGCCGGCGUCCCCGUCGGUGUCCCGGUCGCCGCACGUGGCGCGCACCCCCACCCCCUCCGCGUCGCCCGCCGCGUCGCCCGCGCCGCUGCACGAGCACGGCGGCGGCCACCACCACCACCUCGCGCCCUUCCCGCCCGGCUACAGAUACUUCAAGCCCGGCCUCUUUGGUGGCGCUCCUCCUUGGCCGACGAAGGAAGAUGAGCGACGUCGGCCCGCUCACGUCAGCAAAAUAUCUAUUCUUAAAAGAGGCUCCGCUCCUCGCCCCAGGUUCGCCGGCAAGACGGCCGCUCCGGAUCCCCAGGAGGAAGGCGAAACGAGCGACGCAAGGAAAUACGUUAUUUAUUCUAAUGAUGUCGAGUACGCGACGGACGCGAGGAUGAGCUUCGCAAAAGAUGAUGAUCUGGAACAUCUCGUGGAACAUUUAGAAGAAGAUGAUAUAGUCGUCGUCGAGCCCGGAGCUAUAUCACCCGAAGAAAGAAUAGCUACAGAGGAAGAUUUUGAGGAAUUGAUUGACAGUGGAAAACCAGAAGAUGAGGCUGAAGAAGAAGCCUCUCAUGAGAAAGCACUUACUAGAACUGAAACAACGACAAAAACUGUCGCCGUCAUUAGCUUAGCGACAGCUAAACAGCCGUCGAGUAACUUACAACAGUAUAAACUAGUAAACACUUCUCAAAGUUCGACUCUCUCGCGUCUACCUGUCUUGAGCGCAACGGUUCUUUCUCCUCACUCGAAUACAAAAAUAUUGAAUGAAGUUUCACAGGCUACAGUAGCUUCGGUGUCUAUAGCGAAUCAAACUAUUUCCGUGCCAGUUUUGAAAAAUCUAUCUGUGCCUAUUGGUGGCGUCGCUGGACAUAGCAGUGGAUUGCCCAAAGCACAAAUUAAAAAAGUACCAUUGAAUAUUACAAAUCAACAACUUAAUUUGUCAUCUCAGCCGCUUAACAAACCCAUGAGUUCAGUAAUAAGUGUAAUUUCCUCCAAUGUGCCGAAAGGAUCGUGUAUUAACCCAGUUAUUACUCUCGCCACAUCAAACACAAUCUCUGGCCAAUCACGAGUUCCCGUAACGAUCAUGACGCAGCACCAAGUAAAGCAAAAGAUUGUUAAAACCAUUGAAAAACCGAUGGCACUAUCACUGUCUAAUACUAAAUUGUCGAGUUUAUCUGUGACACAUGAUGCUACACUGCCCGCCAAAAUAUUUCAAGAUGAUGCUGCUUCUCCUGACAGUACAGUGACAUCUGAAAGUAGCCAAGAAGGACAAAAUCCUGUUUCAUCAACAUCCCAACAUAACAUUAUGUUGUCUACUAUGUCUCAAGAAUCUUCAUCAAAAGAUACAAAACCGAUGUCACAUAAUAUUAAGGAUUCCAACAGAGAUAUUGAUAUUGAAAAUGAAAUAAGUCAGCAAACUGAGUUGCCUCAUACUCUCUGUCUAACGGACAGAACGCCUCUCCUUUUAGGAAAAGCUGACAUAAAGAGUCCAGAUCCGAUUCCAGAGAAAAUCCCAGACAAUAUAAUGGAGGGAGAUGAUGAAGACAAACCGGAAGAUAAUCUUCAAAGUAACUUACUGUUACCAUUUAGUAAGUCCGGUCAUGAACUUACUUCAGCAUCAGAAAAGAAAGCAGAUGAAAAUGUUGUAAAAACAAUUAAAGCUAUUGCCAAUCAAACUAAAGAAAUGGUUAUUGAUUCUAAUAUGCAGAUAUCAUCAGACAUGGCCCAAGAAUCAGUUCAGAUAUCAAUACCAUCGCCGACUCCUUCCCAAGAGCGCUAUCUUAACGAUAUAACAAUGCGAGAGCAUUCGGAAGCUGUAGAGGGUAAUCCUAAACAUGUAGAAUCAUUUGAAGAUAUGCUUUGUAUGCUUGAUAAUAUUGGUGAUGAAGGUAAGACUUUUGGUACUAAGCAACAACAGACUAAGCUAACGAAUCCGACAACGGUUCAUAAUCCUAGCAAUCCAAUAAAUAAUCAAAGUACACAGCAAGACAAUAAAGAACCACAGGAACAGCCUUCAUUCACAUCAAGAGAACAAGAAAGAUUAAAUAUGCAAUCUGCAAGUGUGCCGCAAUUAUCGCCCUUAUCUCAACCCGCUGAGAUGACAUCCAAUAUGGCUAGUGUAUCACAACAGUUGAGAACUAUCAUGUCGUCACUAAAUACAAGUACCGCAAAAGUGGAAUCUCAAACUAUAACAAGAAAAAUAGGUGAUGCAACGACUCCUACGCAAGUUAAUUAUGAGAGUUUAUUACCAUCUUCAAAAGUUGAGGUUGCCACAUCGAGACCGUCUCCCAUUCAAAGAAUUGAAAAACCACCUACAUCAAUAACAGGGACAGUAGAAUCAAUGUCGAUCAGUGCUGCCCAAGCAUUUGGAUCACGCGUAAACACAUUAUCAACAAUGGGACAGAUGCGAAAGUCGCCUACUGUGUCACCAAUUAAUUCGCCCGUGAAUAUGCAAAGCUCUUUAAUGAAGUCUCCAGCUCAAUCACCGCUUAUAACAAACCAUACAUUUAACCCCAAUGAAGAAUCCAAUGUGUCUUCUAUGCCAUCGCAAAUAAUUCAAAUGCCUGCUCUUUCAAAAAUUCAAAGCAACUUAAGCAAUCCACAAAUUAUACAUUCUCAUAAUACAAUUACAACAAGUAUUAGUAGUUUUCAGAAAUCUCAAGUUUUGCCAACGAGUAUAUUAGGUCACACUUUACUUCAACCUGCCAGGCAAAUUAAUACUAGCAACUUGCAAUUUAAUUCUCAGAAUAUAAGUUCCAGUCAACCUCCAGCACUUGUAAUGACGUCGAGGUCCAUAAUAAGUAAUAAGGAGCCAGCUCCUAAUGUAACAGUUCGUACCCAUAGCAUUGUAAAUCCAGCAUUGAGUCAAAUGCAAGUUAAGCAAACUCAAGGACCUCUAAAUUUUAUAACUUCUUCAAAAUUGUUACACACGCAAUUGACAUCACCUUUGAAAAGAUCUAAAUCAACUGAUGAACCGAAAAGCGAAGUUAUUGUGGGGCAUAUUCAACCUACAAAGCGUCAUAGUGUAGAGUCUGUUAUUGUAAAAUCAGAACCCAUGGAAACAGAUGAAACUAAUUCGUCGACUGCAUCUGAUAAUGUAGCUAAUAAAAAUUCACAACAAUCGAGCGCUAAUCAAAGAAAUGAUGAAUCACAAAAUGUAUUGUUGAAGCAAUUGUUGCAAACCACUACGACAACGUCAAAUGUUGUACCACAAAGGACAGUAACAAUUCAAAGAACUGCUCCAGCGCUUGGUACAAUACCUUCACUAGAAGCGCAAUUAGCUAGACCAUCUAUCCCUCCGCCUACUUUGUCGUUGACACAGGAUGUAGAGAUACCCAAAAAUUCACCAAGGCACAUUACAAGCAUCAGUCAACCUUUUACAAGUCGAUCAAUAACGACGAUUCCCACGUCUUCUAUGUCACCGAUGCUGCAAUCAUCCACGCAGUCUUUAAUGGAUGUUAGAAAACAGCCUGUGAAGUUGUUAAAUAAGGAAGACACUACACCAAUUCCCGAAUGUUCUCCCACAAUGAAGACUAUGCCGAUGUACCCAAUGAGUGUAGAAAGCCAACAAAUGUUACAACAACAAAUAAUAAAGAAGGAGGUUCUUCCUCCUCAACAGAGUCCGGUACAUAGACCUUUUACACCCAUGGAUGUAAAAAAAGAACUUCUUGACGAAAGCUCUCAGCAGUCUGCUACAUCUGGUGUCUCAACUGCAUCCGAUCAAGGAAAGCUUGACCAGCCAAUGAAAGAAGAAUUCCCUGAAAGUGUAAUUAUGGACAACGCCUCGGAAAUUAAUCCUUCCGAAACGCCAUCUGAGGCGAAGAAACGUAAGAGGAGGGAAUAUCAACAGAAAAAACGAAAACAACUACAAAUGAAUUUAAAGGCUGCGGCCGAAAAUGGUAUUCACGCUGCUGCGAAGAAACGUCCUCGAAAAGGUUCUAGGUAUGAAGAAGAUUAUGAUACCUUUAUUGAUAAUUUAAUGGCUCAGCUACGUCUGUUACCCCCCAUGCAAAUACAGGAACCAUCAUUAACAACUAACUUUGCUGUUUGUCCUUUAUUUGGAUCUGGAGAUUUGACUAAAUUAAAGAACAAAGAUUACGAUAUUUUGAAAGGAGAUUUAUUAGGAGAUUUUGGAAACGCAAAGAUACCGAACGUUGCUGAUUAUUAUAACACCAAACCAUUCGGAGAGGAAGAACCAUUGCCUGAAAAACCAACAGCAUCGACGCAAAGAGGCUUUUACGAUCAAGAAUUUCAACCAAUACUAUUUGAAGAGGACCCCGAAGAUAAAAAGCUUGAUUUCAUUUGUAAAGAACGAGAUACAGAUACUCCUGAUACUAUAGUUAGUUGUUCGAGUCCUGAAGGUUUUGAAGUCGAACCAGAUGAUAGGUUCCCAGGCCUUAAAUUAAUUGAUGAUGACGAUGAAGAGGAAGACGAAGAUAUGCUUUUGUCUGGACGUGUUUCACCCAUUAUACCCCUUAUUGCACCUAUUCCAAUUCGUGUUAAACCCUUGUCCUUGUAUCAAUUGAGAGACGAAGAAGAUGGUCAAAAGCAUAUAAAGUCUAUCGAUGGUGACUCCCUUGUUAAGACUAAGAUGGAGGGUUCCCCAGGAAAUACUGAAAAUAAUGAAAACGUCACUGUAACCUUAACGUUAACUUCAGGGGCUGCUGAAGACAUACUGGGGGUUCUCAAAGAGCUUGCUGGAAUAUUGCAUAUUCCGCCACCGACAUCAUAUCAAAUCGUUGAACGAACAGCUACCCCGCCAUCACAUAAAUUAGGUCUGUAUAGGUCAAAGGGAAAAGAUGGAAAAGAAGGAGCACCAAUUGACAUACAAAGCAUUCUAAAUGGAGCUGCAAAGUUCUGUCGACAUUGCGAUGUUGUCAUAUUAGAUUCAGUGGUUAGAGCUAAAGCUUCCGAAUUUCCAUUGCUAGCAGCAAACAAAGGCAACGCCGAAGAAAUACUGUGUGAUAGUGAUUCAGAGUUGUAUUUCUGUAGCACUCAAUGUUACGAAAGGUUCGCUUGGAGACCCACGAAUAUAAUUCUUGACGGCAAAAGUAAAGUAUCGAUAAAAGAAGAUAGCAAAUCUGACAUUGAAACGAAUUUAUCGAAAGAUCGUGAUGAUUUUGAUACUGCUUCAACGGAAAGUAUGGAAACCGAUGAUUUGGAUAUAAAACCAGAUAUUAAGGAUGAAAAAAUGGACUUGUCUUUUAUGGAUUCAUUAGAUAACGAUGAACUAAUGAAAGAAGUGGGUGAUGAUGUUAGCGCGCUGGAUGAAGAUUUGAAAAGUGAACAAGACGAAAAGAGUAAUCAAAGCGUGGAGAAAGAAAAAUAUAAGGGAAUUCGUUACAAAUUAUGGGCACCAGGUUGUAUCGGACCGCCCGUUAAAUACAAACGACCAACUGAUAGAGAGCUCACCGAGUUGGUGUUUCGCACUGGUGUUGCUAUCAUGCCAGUUACGAACGAGGACUUUCGAAAGUGUGAGCUAUGUGGCAUUCAAGGAGACGGUGUGGCAGACGGGGUGUCGAGGCUACUCAACUGCGAUGUAGAUAGAUGGGUGCACUUAAAUUGUGCGUUGUGGUCUGAAGGCGUAUAUGAAACUGUCAGUGGGGCUCUUAUGAAUGUGGACAAUGCUCUCGCGGCUGGUUCAAACGCGACGUGCGCAGUGUGUAGAAGAUUGGGAGCGACCGUGAGAUGUUUCAAAGUUAGAUGCGGAAGCGUUUACCAUCUUGGAUGCGCUGUGAAAGACAACUGCGUGUUCUACAAAAACAAAACUGCGUUCUGCAAUUCACAUGCUCCUAAGAACGAGAAAGACAACGAGCUAACAACUCUAAGUGUACAACGACGCGUGUACAUAUCACGCGACGAGCAACGCCAAGUCGCGUCUGUGAUGCUGCACUCGGACACAAAUCACCUGAUUCGAGUGGGAGGCCUCAUCUUUUUAAGCCCGGGACAUCUGCUACCGCAUCAAUUAGCUGCAUUCCACACGCCUAACUAUAUCUACCCUAUUGGAUAUAAAAUAGUCCGUUUCUUCUGGUCGAUGAGCCGCGCGAACAGCCGCUGCCGCUACGUGUGCUGGAUAUCGGAGGAGGAGGGCAAGCCGCGCUUCCACGUGCGCGUGCAGGACGACUCGCGCCACGAGAUGUGCGCGCCCACGCCGCGCGCCGCCUGGGCCGCCGUUCUCGAUGCAGUGGCAACUUUAAGGGAAGGAAGAAAUGAGGAUGGCAUUUUGAAACUGUGGCCAAACUAUGUGACUGGAGAAGAUUUGUUUGGUCUCACUGAACCAGCUGUCGUCAGAGUUUUGGAAAGUUUACCCGGCAUCGAGACGCUGACGGACUACCGCUUCAAGUUCGGGCGGUCGGCGCUGCUGGAGGGCGGGCUGGCGGUGAACCCGUCGGGCUGCGCGCGCAGCGAGGCGCGGUGCGCGCGCGCCUGGCGCCGCGCCGCGCGCUCGCUCGUGCCCGCGCAGCCGCCGCCCGCCGCGCUCGACUCGCCCGCCUGCCCCUACUCCAAGCAGUUCGUGCACACCAAGAGCAGCCAGUACAAGAAGAUGAAGCUCGAGUGGCGCAACAACGUCUACCUGGCGAGAUCGAAAAUCCAAGGUUUAGGACUGUACGCAGCACGAGACCUGGAGAAACACACUAUGGUUAUAGAGUACAUUGGCGAGAUCAUCCGCUCCGAACUAUCCGAAAUUAGAGAGAAACAAUAUGAAGCUAGGAACCGCGGCAUCUACAUGUUCCGGCUGGACGAGCGGCGCGUGGUGGACGCGACGCUGUGCGGCGGGCUCGCGCGCUACAUCAACCACUCGUGCCAGCCCAACUGCGUCGCCGAGACCGUCGAGGUGGAUCGCCACCUGCGCAUCAUCAUCUUCGCCAAGCGCCGCAUCUCGCGCGGCGAGGAGUUGGCGUACGACUACAAAUUCGACAUAGAGGACGACGCUCACAAAAUAAUGUGCAUGUGCGGCGCGCCCAACUGCCGCAAGUGGAUGAACUAAACUGUAUUUCAGAUGAUUAUCAAUCGACUUCAAUGUUAUACGAUGGAUAUUCCUACAUUGCGAGUCGGUCGUAUAUGGAAGGUUAUGAUGCGUGUAUAGUUGGUAAUAAGUAAAGGCUAUGAGUGUUAGUUAGAUGUACCAAAGUGAAAUCACUCAAACGUAGUCAAAUUGUUGUAAACACGUAACGGUAUACACUUUUAAGCUCAUGUGUGAUCUAUUUUAUAAGACUAUAAUAAUUUUACACGAUAGUUUUGAUUAAUUUGUACGUGACCACUCACAGAGGUUAAAUAGUUUAAUCAUAAUUUUAUAUAAAAAUCAUUGUUAUUAUUAAAAGUUUUUAGACGAGAGUUUUCCGAAUAUAUGAUUAGGUGUUUCUGUAGAAUUAAGCUAUAAUUAUUAUUAUUUUUUUUACUAUUCAGUCUUUAUAAAAUAUUUCCCUUUUAUUUUGAAGAAUUUUUAUCACUUUCGAAUGUUUAUUUACUGUUGCUAUCGACUUAAUUCUAUCUAAAAUAAAUAAUAUGAAUAUGUAUAUAUGUAGGUAAAUUUAAUAAUUCUCUUUAUUGACUUGAAUGAUUUUUGACUUCAUCAAAAUAGGACGAUGAUGAAUAUUAUAUUUUAUGAGUUACAAUAAUCUCAUGCGAAUUUUAUCGUAAAUAAGUUAUCUGUUUGCAUUUAGUGACGCGCGAUUCGUUUAGCUGUAGUUGUGUAUACGAUCUGUCUUUUAGGUUAUUUGUCUACCAUUUCAUUGUUUUAACUACAUAUUA
Molecule: messenger RNA, 15870 nt
Organism: Zerene cesonia (dogface butterfly)
Lineage: Eukaryota; Metazoa; Arthropoda; Insecta; Lepidoptera; Pieridae
Product: histone-lysine N-methyltransferase 2C-like
Exons: 51
Coding region: 146-15106 (4986 amino acids)
Biological process (GO): positive regulation of transcription by RNA polymerase II
Cellular component (GO): MLL3/4 complex; nucleus
Molecular function (GO): transcription coactivator activity; histone H3K4 methyltransferase activity; histone binding
Source: RefSeq, a predicted model, not a curated record